UAAUGGAAAAGUUUCUAGUGUUUUUCAAUUGUGAUUUUUAGCCUCUUUUUAUAUAUAUCCCACCAUAAAGCUCAGUUUAUGUUUGGUAAUGUUGUUAGUUUUUAUUAUUUGAAUUAAAAAAAAUCAAUGAAUGUUUGGAACUUAUGUAUGUUUUCAAAAAAAAGAAAAAAAGAAAAAAAAAGGAGUAUUUGGAGUGGUGUGAUGUUGAGAGAGAGAGAACCGAAAUUACAAAGAAGACGACCUGUGUUAAGAUCCAAAUCUCCGAAGGCUGAGAUCAUUGAACACUGUCUGAUCUUGCCUGAUCUUGCUGCAUUGCCAUUUCUAGAAUUCAGGUAAUCACCACUCUGUUUCUUCAAAUUCUGCAUUCAUAUCUGUGUUAUAUAUAUAUACUCUCUCUUUCUCUCACACGCGCACACACACACACACACUCAUAUUAGAUUUUAUUGUUUGUGUUGCGUGUGAAUUUGAGGCCUCGUUUGGGAAUCAUCUUUUUUAGCCAAAAAGCCAAAAAGUUACUAAAUUAGCCAAAAAGCCAACAACCCAUACCAAAAAGUCAAAGAUUCUCUUUUCUCUCUAUUUUUUGCACAUCUUUUCGUAAAAAGCCAAAAAGUCAUCCCAAACAUACUAGUUUUUUUUAGCUCAUAUUUUAGCCAAAUAGCCAAAAAGUUACUAAAUUAGCCUGUUCUCAAACAAGGCCUGAAUUUCCCAAGAAGAAGGCAUAACCACAUGAAAUGCCCAAACAGAUGGAAGAAAUCAGAAAUUUAUGCAUACCACUUUUAUUAUCUCCUCCACCAACAAUAUACCAAUUUUCAUAAAUGGUGAUGCCAGCAUGACCAGCCCUAGGGGCCACCAAGUCACCUUGAAUUUGCGGUUGCAGACUGUACCAGUUAAUCCCAAACCUUUUCUGAACAAUUUGACUGGAAAGAAGGUCAUCGUUAAACUCAAGUGGGGAAUGGAAUACAAAAGUUUUCUCGUCUCGGUGGAUUCAUACAUGAACUUGCAGCUGGCAAACAGUGAAGAAUAUAUCGAGGGACAAUUCACUGGAAAUCUUGGAGAGAUUCUUAUCAGAUGUAACAAUGUUCUCUAUCUUCGCGGGGUACCAGAGGAUGAAGAGAUUGAGGAAGCUGAAGAAGACAGGUGGAUUCAUCGGCCUCCAUAUAGAAUUCUGGCUUCUAUUUGACAUCAAUAUCAUCUACCCCCUUAGCCUUUUGCAUAUUGGAUUUGUAUUACAUAUAAAAAUAUUGUUAGUUUCACUCUUUUGUAUGCUAUGCCCUCGCUGAACUUUAUUUUGGGCACUGAAGCCAUUCCGUCGCUCAUGGAUUUCCAAGCAAUGGAAGAAAGAAGUCACCUAUUAUUUUCAUUUGUGGGUGUGCGAGGCAUUGCGAUGAAUUAACCCACCUGUGAAUCUUUCUGUUAUUGAAAAUUUCAUUUCUGUUUUGGGGGUAUGUUUCUUUUUGAAAACAUCCCAUAUUAAUCUUUAGAAACAAGAAGUCUAUAUCCUC
Messenger RNA from Camellia sinensis, 1502 nucleotides. RefSeq names its product putative small nuclear ribonucleoprotein F. Gene Ontology annotation, cellular component: U1 snRNP; pICln-Sm protein complex; catalytic step 2 spliceosome. Gene Ontology annotation, biological process: mRNA splicing, via spliceosome; spliceosomal snRNP assembly. The record is from RefSeq and is a predicted model, not a curated record. Lineage: Eukaryota; Viridiplantae; Streptophyta; Magnoliopsida; Ericales; Theaceae. Gene Ontology annotation, molecular function: RNA binding.